AUGGCUGACGGCGCGUUCCCUGAGCGUGCCAGCGGGGCCCCCGACGCGUCGCCGGUUCUGGUGAUUCGUGCCAAGCGUCUCGUUGCAGACGGUAGCACGCUUUUGGAGCCUGGCGUGGCCGUCGUGCAGAAUGGCCUGCUCACAUGCGUUGCCUCCGCUGGGAGAGGGGAGCCCGCCGAGGUGUGUGCGGCCAUCGCCAAUGGCGCGCAGGUUCUCGAGACGGAGCUUCUGGUGCCUGGUUUCAUUGACAUCCACACGCACGGCAUUGGUGGCAGCGACGAGAUUCGCGAUUUCUGGCGGCACCCCGAGGUCACGCAGUCCAAGGUUGUGCGGUACGGCACCACCUCGCUUCUAGCCACAAUGAUUUUCCCUGCGAGUGGACCCAGCAUCCCGGCGAAGAAUGAGGUGUGCGCAGGGACCAAUGCCAAGGCAAAGCUGAAGUUCUGUGGUUGGUGCGCCGCCGAUGAUGGUUGUGUUUGUACAGUUGCAGGCCCACGUAUGGCUGAGGACGUGUUGGAGAUUGCGUCGACGCUGAAGUCGAUAAUUGGGCAGGUCGGCCAUGGAGCGGUGCUGGAGGGUAUUCAUGCUGAGGGCCCGAUCGUGGAGUCUCUUGGUGGACUGCCACUUGGCGAUGCGGAGAUGUCGCUUAAUGCGUUCCAAAAGUUGUUGGACCUGCUCGGGCCUGCGCUCAAGAUUAUGACCAUUGCCCCAUCAUGUGAGGCUCGUUCUACAACACCUUUUGAACGCAUGGAGCUACUCCUCAGUCGAGGCGUGCGGCCCGCGCUUGGCCACGACACCAGCUGCAGCCUGGAGGAAAUCGCUGGCGCAUUGAGAGUGGCCGCUGCUCACCACACUGUGCUGCAUGUGACGCAUACUUUCAACGUGCAGCGCUUCCAUCACCGGGAGUGCGGACUGGCAAAUGUGGCGCUACUGCCACGUUUUCCCCGUCUUCCAGUCUUCGAGGGUGUCACGCCACCGACCAUCGAGCUCAUCGGGGACGGCGUCCAUGCGGCAUUGCCUGUGCUGCAGCUCGCCCUUGCCAGCAAGCCCACGGGCACCGCAUGCUUCAUCACCGACGGUAUAUCCGAACCCGUGCUGGGCAAGGAAUCCAAGUACGCGGACAGGGUUGCUACAGUUGAACGUGAUGCGAACGGAGGGAUUGGUGUAUAUUCCGUGGGCGCCGACAGCGGUAAGAAGUUGCUCGUCGGGAGUUGCAUCAUGAUUCUCGAUGCCUUUCGGACAGCGGUCCAGGUGCUCGACGUCGGUUUGUGCCGUGCCGUGGACCUCUGUUGCUGCACGCCCGCGGCGGUGGCGAGGCUCCCGCACACGGGCUCGUUGGCACCCAGGAGGCGAGCCGAUCUCGUGCUGCUGGACGGCGACCUUGAUGUGUGCAAAGUGUUUGUCGCUGGCAGACUGGCAUACUCUCGCCGCGACUCUGGGGCCCCGUCUCUGUCAUUGGCCAAGCUCAAAGUGCGUGCCGAGAAGUGGCGCAGAAUGGCUCGCGUCCAGUACGGGCUGCGGGUCAAGCAGACGCCCAAGAAUGGCCGCCUGAAGGGGAAGCUCUCGACCUACAGGGCGGAGCUCCGCUCCGUGGGGCAGAGCCCCACGGAGGAUGACUCCAGCAAAGUUGAGGCUCCGCUCGCGCUGCUCGCCCUGUUCGACGGCCAGUCGUCCGCGGACGCGCGGGCGCCAGGGCCUCACGCGGCCGAGUGGUGCUGCAGGCACGUGCACACGAAACUCAUCAGGAACCUCAUCUCGCUGCCGCCGAACUCGGUGAACACGACGUUCCUGAAGGCGAUCCUGAUCAAAACGUUCGAGGACCUCGACCGGGAGCUCCUGGUCUCGCAGCCCGGCAUCCAGGACGGCUGCGGGGCGGCGCUAGCGCUGCUCGCGGGAGACCAGCUGCUGACCGCCGUGGUCGGCAGGUGCAGUGCCAUAGUUGUCGAGCCGGGCGAGGACGGAGAGGCCGUCGGCACUGGGGUCCUCCACAACCUGGGCAAGAACCAGGGCCGCUGCGACCUGCCCGGGGAGCAGUCCUGGCUGCGCCAGCACGGCGGCGUCGUUUUUCGCACGCAGAAACGGUGA
Molecule: messenger RNA, 2085 nt
Organism: Prorocentrum cordatum
Lineage: Eukaryota; Dinophyceae; Prorocentrales; Prorocentraceae
Source: the annotation of a GenBank genome assembly